This is a messenger RNA of Geodia barretti, 421 nucleotides long. The record is from the annotation of a GenBank genome assembly. NCBI's taxonomy places the organism in Eukaryota, Metazoa, Porifera, Demospongiae, Tetractinellida, Geodiidae.
GCAGUGGGUCAAGAAGCUAGUUGAGGCAGGAUUCAGUCACAGAGUAAUGCUCUCUCAUGACAUCCACACCAAACACAGACUGGUGGCCUAUGGAGGUCACGGAUAUGGUCAUCUGCUGGAGAAUGUGGUGCCCAAGAUGAAGGACAGAGGAAUCAGUGAAGAUAUCAUCUCCUCCAUGAUCACCGACAACCCUCAACAAUGGCUCACAUUCGUGUGACUACGAAUUUUAUAUCUGUUUUUUCAUACCUGUUCUGAAUGAAUUACCUAUAAUUAUUAUGGACUAACUUACAAUUCUUUCGAUUCUCUUUAUCACAAUGUAAACAAGGCUGUGUGCUGCAGACCACAGAAAACCAUGCAACCACGAAUGCAGAACAAUAUAACUUCUGUCAAGUUCUGCAAGUGCAAAACUGUCCCAGGGGCC